This is a messenger RNA of Saccostrea echinata, 1260 nucleotides long. Its product is annotated as vesicular inhibitory amino acid transporter-like. Gene Ontology annotation, cellular component: vacuolar membrane. Gene Ontology annotation, biological process: amino acid transmembrane transport. The transcript is spliced from 2 exons. NCBI's taxonomy places the organism in Eukaryota, Metazoa, Mollusca, Bivalvia, Ostreida, Ostreidae. Gene Ontology annotation, molecular function: amino acid transmembrane transporter activity. The coding region runs from base 49 to 1260 and encodes 403 amino acids. The record is from RefSeq and is a predicted model, not a curated record.
AUCACGGUCUGGCAGGCUGGUUGGAAUAUCACCAAUGCAAUCCAGGGGAUGUUUAUAGUAAGCUUCCCGUACGCUCUUCAACAAGGUGGAUACUGGACUCUUCUAGCAAUCUCUGCGGUGGCCGUCAUCUGUAUUCACACCAGCAAGAUCAUAGUGAAAUGCCUGUACGAAGAUGAUGCUUGUGGAAACCAAAUUAGAGUUCGAAACAGUUAUGCUGAUAUCGCUGAUAGAGUCUGGGGAGCUAGGUUCGGGAGAUAUCUGCUAAUUUUCGCACAACUAAUAGAACUAUCUAUGACCUGUAUCCUCUACAUUCUUGUUAGUGGAGAACUCCUUCAUGGUUGCUUCCGGUCACAUGACGUGAGUCUUGCCACAUGGGUAAUCCUCAGCACCGUGCCACUUCUUCCAUGUGCGUUUUUACGAAGUAUUCGAUGUGUUUCUAACCUGAGCUUCUGGUGUACUGUUACUCAUAUGAUAAUAAACGCAAUCAUCAUAGUAUAUUGCUUUACUCAAGUGUCCCAGUGGCAUUGGGACCAAAUGCCAGUGAAGAUCAACAUUUGGGAGUUUCCGAUCUCUCUUGGGAUUGUUGUUUUCAGUUACACAUCACAAAUAUUUGCACCAAAGUUAGAAGGCAACAUGAGAAAUCCCAAACAAUUCAAGCAUAUGUUAUAUUGUACUCACAUCUCUGCUGCAAUCUUCAAAAGCGUAUUCGCAUACGUUUGCUUUUUAACCUGGGGAAGAGAAACGAUGGAAGUUAUUACCAACAAUUUGACACAGCCUGGAUUCAAAAUCACUAUAGAUCUCAUACUGGUUCUAAAAGCUCUACUUUCAUUCCCUCUUCCAUACUAUUCAACUGUUGAAAUUAUUGAACAAGAAUGUUUCAAUUUGAAGAGCCCAUUUCUUUUUUCGUCAUGCGCUGGUGAUCAUCACGCGUUAAAACCGUGGACUGUUGUCCUACGACUCCUUCUUGUCAUCGCAACUAUGUUGCUGGCCGUGUUUUUACCACAUUUUUCAAUACUUAUGGGAUUAGUCGGAAGUUUUACGGGGACGAUGCUGUCUUUUGUUUGGCCAUGUUACUUCCAUCUCCAAAUUCAUGGCCAUAGAUUGCUCUGGUAUGAUAAGCUUAUAAACUGGGUCAUCAUUUUGCUCGGGGUUGCUAUUGGUGGAAUCGGCAUGUACUAUUCUGGAAUCGCCCUCCAUCACGCAAUGGAGGGUCCAUCCAGGGCAAACACUUUCAACAGUACACAACUGAGUGAAACAUGA